AUGUUGACCUGCAUCUUACGAGCUGCCAAAAACGACUCUCUGCUGAAUGUGCUGAAUGUGGUUUGUGUGAUCGUGGGGCUGCUGUUCUUCAGUUUGGCCUUGUUGACCUUUGCUUUUUGUCAGUGGGGUCCUGGAGUGAAUAAUGUGGCCAGAAUCAACAUCUGCAUCAGUCUGCUGUUGGCUCACCUUCUGUUUCUGCUCACACAACAGUUCCUCAGCCUCAUUCGCCGUCAGCAGAUGUUGUGUGAGGUGAUAUCAGGCCUUCUGCACUUCCUCUUUCUCUCCGGGUUUGUGUGGAUGUUCAUUGAAGCUGUGCUGCUCUUCAUCUGUGUGAAGAACCUCUCCCAGAUCAGCUCCCAAAAGAGGAAUGUGCUUCGCAAUAUAUUCCUGUGUGUGAUAGGAUAUGCUGUUGCUCUGGUUGUGGUGGGCAUUUCUGCGGCAGUGGUUCCCAAAGGCUAUGGAAGUGAAAAAUGCUGGAUUAAAAUGGAUAAAGGCUUCAUCUGGAGUUUUUUGGGACCUGUUACCGUCAUACUAGCUUUAAACGUAAUUCUCUUCAUCGGCAUCGGGGUCAGUUUGAAGUCAGCCUUUAAAAAACUGAACGCUGACGUUUCACAGCUGAAUCAAACCAAGAUUAUAAUGUUUAAAACCCUGGCUCAGUUUGUGGUUCUCGGUUGCUCCUGGAUUCUGGGUUUCUUCACUAAUAGCAGUAAAGUGCUGGAGAUCCUCUUCCUGAUCUUGAACUCCCAGCAGGGAACCUUCAUCUUCCUCAUCUACUGCGUCCUUAAUAAAGGGAUCAGGCAAGAGUACAGGAAGCUCUUCACAUCUCUUUACUGUGGACUCAAACCCAAGAACAUCAAUUGGACCUCAGAAAAUACAGAGGACAGCACAAUUCAGGGUCUGCAAAUGAAGUAG
Molecule: messenger RNA, 912 nt
Organism: Danio rerio (zebrafish)
Lineage: Eukaryota; Metazoa; Chordata; Actinopteri; Cypriniformes; Danionidae
Source: RefSeq, a predicted model, not a curated record